Peronospora matthiolae is the source of this 225-nucleotide messenger RNA. The record is from the annotation of a GenBank genome assembly. Lineage: Eukaryota; Oomycota; Peronosporomycetes; Peronosporales; Peronosporaceae.
AUGAGCAUGGACUUUGUGUUUGGCCUACCGCGCGAUGCGGCAGGCAACACUAGGAUUGUGGUCUUUGUUGACCGACUGAGCAAGAUGGCUCACUUAGCGGCUGUGCCGGACUCCAUUGAUGGAGAUGGAACAGCAAAGCUGUUCAUGGAUCGUGUGUUUCUACAACAAGGAUUGCCUGUGGCAAUCGUCUCGGAUAGAGACCCCCGUUUUACGGGCAAGUUUUAG